AUGUCUACCGUCUUCUCUUCCUUCGUGCGGCCACAAAAGUCCCGCCAAUCCUCAGCCAACCUGGGCACAGCGCCUCCUGGCCCUCCUCCAAUCGACAGCCAUGGCAUCGACGAACCUGACCUUCGUGACCUCAAUACCGCUCUCCAGGCACUCACGGACAUAUUCCCCAACAUCCAGCCCGAGGUCUUUCGAGAGAUGCUCUCUACUUUCAGCCCAGAAAGCAGGCUACAAGUAAUCACCGAGACACUCCUCAAGCAUGGCAACAAGUAUGUGCGAGGAAGAUACCGGAUGCCAGCCGAGCACGAAGAGCAACGAGAGACGGCGCAAAAGUACAGGUACCGCAAGGAAGAUGCACCGAAGGACACACGUGGUAUACCGCUUGCACUCGAGGACAGGUUCAGGUCACGCCGGUACAAGGAAGCCGCCAAGGAGGCCCUCUACCAAGAGUUCAAAGGUUUAAGCCAUUCCACCAUCAAGGCUGUUUUGGCCGAGUACAAUUGGAGCUACACACAUGCGCGACCGACGCUGCUAGUGCUCUCAAGUAAGAGUUGGAGAUCAAGUAUCACGAAUUUCCUCAUGCGACGCAAAGCACCUAACGCAAAUGACCACCCUCUAGUUAUAUGGACGCCUGCCGACUCGAGGCUGAACCGCCCGCCCAUGCCGCUGUUGGUGAAGACAAGGAGCGACGAGCUGAAUCAGGAACUCUACAAUGCCCUCAUUCUGCCCGAACACGAAAAGUAUCGGGACGCGCAGCUGCGACAAGAUUUCGAGUUGGCUAUGAAGUGGAACGAAGAGGAGGCUGAGCAGCAAGGUGAAAUGUACGACUGCGAGUGCUGCUUUAUACCAAACACUCUGCAGCAAAUGUCGACCUGCGAUAUCGAAGGCCACUACAUAUGCUUCCGCUGCAUACGGCAUGCCAUUAAUGCAGCCCUCUACGACCAGGGAUGGGCACGCAAUAUUAAUACCGAGUUCUGUACUUUGAAGUGCAUAGCGCCAAUGACUGGGGGGUCUGACGAGUGCAAAGGUUGCAUUCCGCUUAGUUUUGUCCGCCGGGCCCUGGAGGAGGAACAAGAUGGAAAGGAUAACUUUGCCAAACUCAACGAGCGUUUCGCCGCCGACGCACUGACAAGGUCGCAGCUUCCUCUAGUCCAAUGCCCCUUCUGUCCCUACGCUGAAUUGGACGAUCUCGCCCUUCCAAGCACAAGUCUCUUUUCCAACCUACGCUUCAAGCCUCGACCCAUGAUCGUAGCUUCGAUAGCUUCUAUCCCUUUGCUUGAACUCUUAUGCUUCAAAGCCACACAAGUUAUUCUCUUCGCCCUGCUCCUCUUAUACGGCAUAGCCGCAAUCGUCUUCCGCCUCCCCGUCAUCGCUCCCUUCCAAGCAGCUCUCCGCCGUAUCCACCUCAAGCGCCGGGGUCUCCGCUUCCAAUGCCUAUCACCUACCUGCCAACGCGCCUCAUGUCUCUCCUGUUCGCUCCCCUGGCACGACCCCCACACCUGCUUCUCCUCCCAACUUACUUCGCUCCGCCUCACACUCGAGCGCGCCACAACAGAUGCGGUAAAACGCACCUGUCCGCAAUGCAACCUCGGCUUCGUCAAGUCAGAAGGCUGCAACAAGCUUGUCUGCCUCUGCGGCUACAGCAUGUGCUAUGUUUGUCGCCAGGGCCUCGCAAACGAGGGCUAUCAGCAUUUCUGUGGCCAUUUUCGUGACAGGCCAGGGCAGCUGUGUGGAGAGUGUAACAAGUGCGAUUUGUAUCGUGUUGAGGAUGAGGAGAGGGUUGUCAAGAGGGCGAAGGAGAGGGCGGAGGCUGAGUGGUGGGAGCAGCAGGGUGAGGGUGCAAAGGAGGGGUUACAGAAUGAACUUGGUAAGGACCAGAGUAUUCAGGGUAAGGGGGUGUUGGGAAUGAAGAGGAGUAGUUGGGAGGCUUGGAUUGAGACUGUAUUGGAUUCUAUACUUGUCUGA
Molecule: messenger RNA, 1962 nt
Organism: Bipolaris maydis ATCC 48331
Lineage: Eukaryota; Fungi; Ascomycota; Dothideomycetes; Pleosporales; Pleosporaceae
Biological process (GO): proteasome-mediated ubiquitin-dependent protein catabolic process; protein linear polyubiquitination
Cellular component (GO): ubiquitin ligase complex
Molecular function (GO): ubiquitin binding; ubiquitin-protein transferase activity
Source: RefSeq, a predicted model, not a curated record